This is a messenger RNA of Acanthosepion pharaonis, 2007 nucleotides long. NCBI's taxonomy places the organism in Eukaryota, Metazoa, Mollusca, Cephalopoda, Sepiida, Sepiidae. The record is from the annotation of a GenBank genome assembly.
AUGGCGACUUCUAGCUGUUGUGUGCUAUCCCCACCAGCCUGUAAUAAAUCUAUUGUAGAUAUUAAAUUUCACAUCGAUAAAAUAUUGUAUUUCCUCGAUUCCUUCGGAUGGUUAGCCGAUGUUUAUGUCUCGGACUUCUUUGUCUGCAACUACUGGAAGAAGCUGUUACCAUGUUGGCGUUCAUGUUUCUCCCAAAUGAAUGCACCUGAAAUUGCUGAAAUCUUAUCAUGUGAACCAAAAAGUAAUUCCAGACUGGUUCUACCACUAUCGAUGCUAGCUUAUCGUCAAACCAUCCAGAGUCUAUCUUUGAAGAGGACCAAGGCCAGUGAUGAAGAACUAACAAACCUGCUCUCUACUCUAGUGUCUGGAACUAGUUCACAACUGGUUACUAUGUCAUAUGUCACCUCUGACCCAAUAAAAGUAGAGAAUAUUGAGUUUAAAGGAGGUCAGUAUAUCUCUCUUGACCCACAUUAUAGGAAACAUGUCAAACCAAAAAAACAACAUGAAAUAGAUCAGAUGUCCAAAGUCAUUGGUCAGCUGUGCCAAACAAUUGGCUGUGAUAGAAUUGUGGAUAUCGGUGCUGGUCUUGGUCAUUUGUCUCGGCUCCUAAAUUUUAAGUAUGGACUGGCCGUCACAACAGUAGAGGCUUCCAGUGGUCAUGCCCCAAAAGCACAAAAGUAUGAUUUAGAUUUGAAAAACGAAAUAAAGAAAAAGAAAAAGAAGAUGGAGUCAUCACAGCUCACACAGUCUGAAAUUGUACAGUCUGCAGAAUUUUCUGACGUUCAAAAUUUCCAUCCAAGCACCAACACUCUCUCUGCAACAACAAAUACAUGCAUCGUUACUAACACUGCUUCAACUCCAACUAAGGAGAUUAUUACUACUGCAACUAAUUGUCCUGUUGAUGCUUCAUCUUUGCCUUGUCACAUUGUCUAUCAAGUUAGUAACACUAUUUCUCCAGGAGAGUUUCUUCAAGUUUUGUUGAAGGAAAAUACCAAAUCCAGUGAAGUUUCAAAUAAAUCCCAGUUACCUUCAGCAGUCACAUUUAUGGAGUGUUCUUCCAAUGAAUCUACUUUUUCAGAUGAAGGCACAAAAUUCUUCAAUUCUCAAACAGAAAGCAAUUGUUUAAUCAAGGACUCUUCUCAUGAGAUUGAACAGAAUACAGAACUCUCAACUCAGAAAUUAACAUUUUCUGAAACAAGUGACUAUAAUAAGAAUGGUUCUUCAACUGUUUUGGGUUCAAAUCUACCCCAUUCCAGUGUUAACUGUGACCAAACUUGCCAAAAAGAAAGCAUACUACACACUAGUACUGAUAAGCAACCCAACGAUACAAUGGUACUAUGUGGUUUACAUGCCUGUGGUGAUUUGACUGCUACCAUUCUUCGAAUGUUUGUCCAAAGUCCACACAUUGCUGCUAUUGCAUCUGUAGGAUGCUGCUACAUGAAACUUACUGGCAUCAGUAGGGAAAAUGAACAAUUUCCAGAAAGUAUAGGUUAUCCUAUGAGUCAAUAUUUGUUGUCCAAAGGACAUUGUCUAUCUUAUGAAGCAAGGGAAAUGGCUUGCCAUUUUGUGGAUGCAUAUAGAAAGAGACUCCUUGAUGAUUGCCCCAGUCUACAGCGACACUGGUACCGUGCUGCUUUACAAGUUGUGCUUAGAACUGUCCUUCCAGAUUUUAAACAUGGCUGUGUUAAGUUGGCCAUUAAAAAUGUAGAAAAUUUAUCUUUUGAAAUUUAUUUAGAAAAGGCUUUGAAAUAUUUGGGAUAUGAUAUAAGUGAUGUACCUUCUGACCUUAUCAAGAAAUGUAAAGACACACAGAAUUGUUGGAAAGAAGUAGUUUGUUUCUACACAACUCGCUUGAGUUUGGCCCCAGUUGUUGAGACUUUGCUAUUGUUGGACAGAGUGCUUCAUCUCAAUGAAUUAGGUUUUGGCUGUGCCUUGGUGCCUAUCUUUGAACCAAUGUUAUCACCCAGAAAUUUCUUACUUUUAGCAAUUAAGCCUUCUGCUCUAUGA